CGCAUGUUCUUUGUGGAGGGUCAACCAGGAAGAGGCAAAAUGUACAUGGUCAAUGCGCUGGCAUCGACACUCCGGGCUUCUGGACACAUCAUUCUGAUUGUGGGAAGCAGCGCACUCUGCACAACAGCUUACAAGCGCGGUCGUACUGCUCAUUAUAUGUUCAGAAUUCCCGUG
Messenger RNA from Suillus fuscotomentosus, 174 nucleotides. RefSeq lists its product as uncharacterized. NCBI's taxonomy places the organism in Eukaryota, Fungi, Basidiomycota, Agaricomycetes, Boletales, Suillaceae. Gene Ontology annotation, biological process: telomere maintenance; DNA repair. Gene Ontology annotation, molecular function: DNA helicase activity. The record is from RefSeq and is a predicted model, not a curated record. The annotation marks the transcript as partial. The transcript has a single exon.